Anopheles gambiae (African malaria mosquito) is the source of this 1545-nucleotide messenger RNA. Its product is annotated as REST corepressor 1. Gene Ontology annotation, biological process: negative regulation of DNA-templated transcription; regulation of transcription by RNA polymerase II. The record is from RefSeq and is a predicted model, not a curated record. Gene Ontology annotation, cellular component: transcription regulator complex; histone deacetylase complex. The transcript has 7 exons. Lineage: Eukaryota; Metazoa; Arthropoda; Insecta; Diptera; Culicidae. Bases 138 to 992 code for a protein of 284 amino acids. Gene Ontology annotation, molecular function: transcription corepressor activity.
CUCAAAUUCAACGAUAAAGCCACCAGUACGAAGUACGAAGCGGUUGCCGGUGUUGGCUAAGCUGCGGUGGUGCUAAAGACAAGCACGGUUGCAGUUUGUGUUUGACCAUCCGGUAAGCGACUUUGGAAUUCGCGACGAUGGAGAUGUUUCCAAGCGAUGGGGAAUCGAAUGAGGGGCAGGAAAAGCUUAACAAUCCAUCUUCCGAUUCGGGUGAUUCCGGGUUGGCCGAGGAUGAUUCCAAGAAAUCGAGCUCUUCAACGGACACCAGGCCUAGAACGAAUCUCGACUUCGAAGCAAACCAUCUUAUGGAUGAGAUGCUGCAUAACAUUCCUAAAAAGUCAUCUCGAGUGGGCUCUGCGUAUCAGGCCGACAUUCCCGAGUUUGUACCGCCUGACAGGCGCCGGUCGGAAGAGCGACAGAACGAGCCAGAGGUGCCAUUGUGGGUUCCGCAGGAAAACAUACCGGAAGCCGCAUUGCAAGAGUUUUUAACCGUUGCCAAAGGAAGACAUAGCUUCAACGAAGAGCAGGCGAUGGCGCUGCUGUACCGGGAAGGCUACAAUCUGGAACGGGCAUACCACGCUUUACCCACCUACAUAGUCCAUCAUGAAACGUGGGCCGAGGAGCAGCGUGUACUGUUUGCGGAAGCGCAUUACUUUUAUGACAAUAACUUUCACCUCUACCACCGCAUUCUCCCGAACAAAUCGCUCCACAGUAUCGUGCAGUAUUACUACAAGUGGAAGAACGAUCCGACUGCGCCGAGAAUGAAGUCAAAAAUCUUAAAAAAGAAAAGGAGAGCCGUUUCGGCACUAGGCAGAGGCUCCGCUUUGCUGCCAUCAACGAGCCGUGCGGGUAUGCACGGCGAUGGUGCCGGGACCAGCGGUGGAAACAUUCCGAACGGUGAAACAGGUCCCAGCACCAAUGGUCCCGUCCACGGCGAGAGCGAAGAAGGCGACGGGAUGCCAUCACGCGGCGAAGAUCAUCAUCGCCGCUGAAGGAUCUACCAUCAAUCGCUUACACUUUCAUUUUCUUUACAUUUUCAUCGUAUACCUAAUUUAUUUGCUGUAGCAUCACACAGCUAUGUAUUGUGCGCCAGCAACUGCCUAUCGCAUGGGGGGAAAAACUACACUUAGCGGAGAAAUUAUAACAAAGGCUGUCCCAUCCAACGAUAUGGCCAUUUGAACACAACUUGCCAAACUGGUUAGAUGUUUGCGCAGCUUUUUACUCUUGACUAGCGAUGGCUUUAGAUCAUUAGUUGCAGUAGUCGUUUGUAGCCCAUAUAAAAAAAGGAAGCGAAGCACAGCGCGAUAGCUCGGUAGUAAUAACAAAAAGGAGGAGUGGCUGCUACGGGUGAGAUUUAAAAAGGAAAAACAGCUACCAGCAAAACAGAAAUUAGGAGCUGUUGCGCGUGUGUGCCUUAUUAGUAAAGAUUCGACAUUUCGGUGCGAUGUGUCUUCUGUGCCCGACGGCGGGCCAGGUUAAACGGCAAACGAAGUUACAUUUUUAAACUAUCAAACUAAUUUUCAAAACAUUAAAAAAAAGCGUCCG